GACCCAGCCCACCGGCGUCUGGCGGGAAACGUGACUGUCAACAUCAUCGAAAGACCUUUUUUGGCGAGGCUUCGCUAUGUGUGGUUACUUGUAUUUAAUGUGCAUUUAUUGUUUUUUGUGUACUUUGUUAAUGAAUUGAGGAGUACGAGUGUCCACAAUGGUUCAAAUAGUCAUAAGAGGAAGUGUUGAUGGCAGCAGUCCUCCUGAGUGGCUGUUGAUCGAGCUGCAGGGAGAGAUGAUCUCCAGACACAACUCUGGUCUGGCAGGUAAUGUAAUGGGAGACCUGCUUUACACCAAAGAGGGGGUGCCUGUGUUAAUUGUAGGACAUCACAUAUUGUACGGGAAGCAGGUCAAACUGGAAAAAGCCUUUGCCGUCCUUACUAAGCAUCCUGCCCAAUCACAGGACGUUAUGGACAGCACCGACUACCACAAUGCCUCCCAGGUUGCCAUGAAAACCGAGCUGCAUGACUCAACCUCCUACUCCGUGUCGGCACUCAUCAAGAGAAAACUUAUCUUUAAGACGCGACCCAAACCCAUCAUCACUAAUGUACCCAAGAAAGUAUAGUGUAUAAACUGCAUUACAACACAGUACUUAUGUGGUGGCCGAUAUUAUGAAAACAGAGGUUUUAUAUUUGUUUACAAGCAGUUAGGUCUCUGGUGUGCCUGCAACCCUAACCGAAUUUUUCAGCUAAUGCCAUGAUGUGUUUAGGCUGACCUGUCUUCAAGAGAAAAAAAA
Messenger RNA from Syngnathus acus (greater pipefish), 736 nucleotides. It is a transcript of the gene chtf8, whose product is annotated as CTF8, chromosome transmission fidelity factor 8 homolog (S. cerevisiae). Bases 158 to 565 code for a protein of 135 amino acids. The transcript is spliced from 3 exons. Gene Ontology annotation, cellular component: Ctf18 RFC-like complex. The record is from RefSeq and is a predicted model, not a curated record. Gene Ontology annotation, biological process: mitotic sister chromatid cohesion. NCBI's taxonomy places the organism in Eukaryota, Metazoa, Chordata, Actinopteri, Syngnathiformes, Syngnathidae.